UGGGUCGGAAUGAGUGAUGGAAACAGUGGGAGUUGUGGAAAUCUCGGGAGAAGCUGUGAAAACAAUCAAGAGUUCUGGGAAUCGCGGUUGGUUUGGCCGAGCCUGGUCCGCCCCUGGCUCUGGCACAGCUGCCUGCGGUGCUGCAGCAGCCCCAGCCCCGGGUUUCCCCUGUAAAACCCACGGGAGGCUCCCGCUGGCAAUGCCGGGUCUAUGACGGGUUUAUGCCAGUUUUGUGCCAGGUUUAUACCAAGUUUGUGUCAGCUUUAUGCCAGUUUGGAUGCGGAGUCUAAACUUCUUCCGUACGUCCCUUUAAAACAUUUCUUGUUUCUCCACCUGAUUCUCCUGAUGGAAAACCAGCCAGGGUUCCUUUUCUGCUGUUCAUGCUGAGGAGUUGGUUGGAGAGGUGGUGCCUGAGAGGAGAUUCACCCGGUGAUGGUUCAAAUGUGGGAAUUGUCCCGGAUGUGGUUGCUGCUGAUGCUCCCCUGGGAACAUGCCUUGACAGGGAAUUAACACCAGUCAGUGAUGGGCUGUGGGACAAGCAAAGUGCUUCCCGAGCCCCCCAAAGAUGUGCAGCUGGACCUGGUUAAAAAAGUUGAACCCUACACAGGCCACAGUGACAUAUACAAGCACUUCAUCAGGGAUGACUGCGGGGCUGUCAUCAAGGCUGGCUCCCCCUCGCCUCCUCACCACGCCAACCCGUAUCCCGGGAAUGCCCUGCCCGCCCACCAGCCCGAGCCCCGCAAGAACAAAGUGGCCAAAUACCGCGCCAAGUUCGACCCCAGAGUGACGGCCAAGUACGACAUCAAGGCCCUGAUCGGGAGGGGCAGCUUCAGCCGCGUGGUGCGGGUGGAGCACAAGGCCACCAAGCAGCCCUACGCCAUCAAGAUGAUCGAGACCAAGUACCGGGAGGGCAGGGAGGUGUGCGAGUCGGAGCUCAGCGUCCUGCGCAGGGUCCGGCACACCAACAUCAUCCAGCUCAUCGAGGUGUUCGAGACCCAGGACCGCGUGUACAUGGUCAUGGAGCUGGCGACGGGCGGGGAGCUCUUCGACAGGAUCAUCGCCAAGGGCUCCUUCACCGAGAGGGACGCCACGCGCGUGCUGCAGAUGGUGCUGGAUGGCGUCAGGUACCUGCACACGCUGGGCAUCACCCACCGGGACCUCAAGCCGGAGAACCUGCUGUACUACCACCCGGGCACGGACUCCAAAAUCAUGAUCACGGACUUCGGGCUGGCGAGCGCUCGGAAGAAGGGGGACGACUGCCUGAUGAAAACCACGUGCGGCACCCCGGAGUACAUCGCCCCCGAGAUCCUGGUCAGGAAGCCCUACACGAACUCCGUGGACAUGUGGGCGCUGGGUGUGAUCUCGUACAUCCUGCUCAGCGGGACGAUGCCCUUCGAGGACGACAACCGCACCCGCCUGUACCGGCAGAUCCUGAAGGGAAAGUACAGCUACUCAGGCGAGCCCUGGCCCAGCGUGUCCAACCUGGCCAAGGAUUUCAUCGACCGCCUGCUCACGGUGGACCCCAGUGACAGGAUGACGGCCCUCCAGGCCCUGAAGCACCCAUGGGUGGUCAGCAUGGCAGCCUCUUCCUCCAUGAAGAACCUCCACCGUUCCAUCUCCCAAAACCUGCUCAAGAGGGCGUCUUCCCGCUGCCAGAGCACCAAAUCCGCGCAGUCCACCCGCUCCAGCCGCUCCACCAAAUCCAACAAGUCGCGGCGGGUGCGGGAGCGGGAGCUGCGGGAGCUCAACCUGCGCUACCAGCAGCAGUACACGGGCUGAGCCUUUCCAGAUGUCUGCUCUGCCGUGUAGGUGUGCGCACACGCCCCGUGAGGAACGUCCGGGUUCCUCCCUCCCUCCCUUCCUCCAAGGUGUUCCCCCCCAUCCACGAGGAAGCGUCCCCCCCGUGCGGAGGAAAGGGAGCCCUGCGAGCUGUGCCGCGCCAGGAACGGGGGGGAGCCCCUGCGGGCUCAGAGCGCAGCUCAGAGCACCGAGCAGUACAAAAAUUAAGGAGCCACGUGGGGAGAAGAGCUCUUUCCGUGUCCCGGGAGCUUGGUUUGUUCAUAGUUAUUUAUUAAUUCCAGAACCUUGAGUUUCUCUCGCUUGCGUGCGGGGGGGAAAAGAAAAAAAAACAACCAACCAAAUCACUUGUCCUGUACAUGCGCGUCCGUGUGUGCACAUACACGUGUGGGUGUGUAUAUGUAUCAAAAAUUAUAUAUACACACAGAUUUGGAGCUGGUUUAGUCAGACUCCGUGGUGCCUUUGCAGCAAAGCCGGUGUGAGUCAUAUGCAGUUGGAAGUAGGAUAGCUCUGACUCACGGGCUGCCCACCAGCUCCUCGCCAAAGAGAUGCCAGACAGCAGUUUUCCAUGAUGGAAAGCUGGGAAGCUGCGAGGUUUCCCCCAAGGGCUGCCAUCCACCUGGUGACGUCAAGGGUUUGCUCGUCAAGGGUUUUGCUCGCCCUGGUGACGUCAAGGGUCUGCCCCUUGAAUCAUCCUUCCCCUGUUUGCGGCGAGACCGGUGCCUGCCGUGCAGGGUUUGUUGUUCUUGCUGGGCCGUGCCUCUGCCGUGUCUGUGACCUGUUACACACCUUGCACACUUCAAAAGAAGAAAUUGAGAAAGUUGAGUUGUCUGUGCUAAGUGGGGGGGGAGGAAGGGAAGGAAUUUCUAGGGAUGUGCUUCCCACCCCAAAGCUGGGAUGGGCUAUAACCACUGUGUUACUGACCAUGUCACUGAACCAGAACUCCAGUGGUUCCAGGCUGCUCUCUGUCUGCAGAUUUGACAGGGCUCCCCUGCUCUGUGUGCCUGUGCUGCCCCAGCACUGCCAUUCCUGCUUUGGAACAGUGAGGUGGUGGUGGGAGCUGUUGGGACAGCCACAAAUCACUCCAUGGCAUCAGGGUAAGGGCUUGAGAAGUGGAAGCCCGGUCUGGGAGUGUCAGCAGUGACAGUACCCUGGAGAUGUUGCACAAAUGCCUUAGAGCUGUUAGGGGUGACUUAAAUUCAGCAGGAAAAAGUUGCCUUUCAGGUGUCCUUGUGCUGUGUGGGUGAUAUGGGGCUCUCCCGUGAAGGACUCUCAGGGGAGGUGGGGACUGCAGAGCUGAGCUUUGUGCAAGCCUGCUGAGUUAUCUUCCCAGCUAGUUACAGCAGCAAAGUGAGGCUGAUGGCACAGCCCCAGGAUGGGUUUGGCUUCUCGUGGUAGCAGAGACAAGAUCUGCAUUGAAAGAGAAUGCUGGGUUUUGAAACUUUUCAUAUGAAGCCGGUUUGCUUCGUGCUGUGCACUUGGGAAGUGCUUGCUUGGCUCUUGGUGGGAGGUGCAAACUCAAGGGACUGGUGAGCAUGGCCUUUUCCCAGGAUUGAUGCCUGUGCCACGGUGUUUCAGUGUCAGCAAGGGCUGUCACAUCUCCAGGGAGCUCUCACUGUACUGGCCUCUUGGUCAGCAAACAGCAAAGCAGCUUCAGUGGUGGGAGAAGAUUGAGUUUUCUGUGCUAAGGGAAGAAAAGAAAAGGGGAAUUUCCUAGGGAUGUGCUUCCCACCCCAUAGCUGGAAUGGGGUGUAACCACAGCAAGCUCAGCCUGGUGUGCCCAAGCAUGCAGUGGGGAGUACAGCAGAGGAAACCUGAGGACAGCCACUGUGUGUAGCAGGGGUGAAUUCUAAAUCCCUUGCGUGGUUUUUCAUGUUGUUUUGAAAGCUUUGCAUCCUUUGCAGGUUCCCCUUUCUCUGAGCAACCAUCCUACCAUGGCACAGGCAGGUUUUUUUCCAUCAGCAUUAACAGAUACCGCAGAAUUCCCAAAACCUGUUUUUUUCAACUCUGUCUGUGGACUGCAAACAAAAAUGUCUUCGGUGUCUUUUACCUCCUCACGUGGUUUUGUUACCGUGAGCUAUAAACUAGAUGUGAUUUCUGACAGAGCAGCCAGCUUGCCACAUUUUGCUUCAUAAAGGAUUCAGUGUCCCUCAUGUUACUGCCAAACAGCUCUCUGAAAGCAGGAGCCCCUCUGAGACCAGCAUCAGCUGGACCAAGGGUGCCCUACCCGUGAGAUGAUGACAGGAUGCUCCCUCGGAGCACUUCUGGUUCUGAGCCGUUACUCAAAGAGUCUUUGGUGUGUUUGGAGCGUCACACCCAGGCACUGUGAUCUCCUUUACCUCCCUGGUGCCCUCGUGGCCCUCCCCAGAUUAUUUUGCAUGUUUAUCCCUAAAACAGGUAUUUUGCCAGUGUGAGAGGGUCACACUGAUGAACUGAGCCAAGAUCUCUAGACCCUGAGACCCUUCCUGCUGACCACUAGACCAUCAAAAUGCACAGGCGUUGUGCAGUCUACCCUUACUGUUCCUUCAUCCUUCUCUUGUGGGAUGAGGGAUAAAUAGAGAUGGGGAGGAGGUCAGGACAUUGAGCUCUGGGCUGACCAGGCUUGUUUCUCCACCUUCACAAAGUAGAAAACAAUCUUCUCAUCUGAGACACUUUUUGCUUUGUUGCUCUUUUCUGCAACUGGUUUUUCACCAGGAAAAGUUCAGAGCGAUGUGAUUCGUGGUGACUUUGGGGUGGAAUGUGUUGUGGGAAGUGAGAUGUUGCUGUGCAGGUUCCUGGCAGUGUCAGGUUUUGGUGGUGAUGCUCUGUGACUGGGGGUGAAUUGGCACAAGGGAGGAUCCAUCACAUGCAUGAGCAAUGCUGGAUCUCUGCCUCUCCAUGGUACAGAGGUGUUUGUGGUCCUCGGGCACUCUGCUUCUUGGGAAUUACAGCAAGAGGACCAAGGCCAUCCCAUAAGGGGCUUUGGCUUUUCUAGAAAAAGAACUCUUAAUUCUCUUCACAAUGUUUUCUUGUUUGCAUGGAAAAAUCAAUGUAAACUUGGGGAAAAUUUUAUGGGCUUUCCUUCCAUUGUUCGAUUAGAACACUGUUGGCUCAUUCCCUCUUCUUUUUCUAAAUUCAGUAUUUACAGGAACUCUUGCACCCAAGCAAAAACGUGUGGGAAGAAGAGAGAUGAGCAGAGCUCCCUCCAAGUGUCCCUGGAGUCCUCAGUGAUCUUUCCUUAAUCCAUCUGAAAACUGUGAAGAUCCAAGUGCCGUGUCAGAAGGUCCAGCUUAAAACCAAUUCCUCGGGUGCUUUUAUCCUUGCAACUGGGGCAUGUUUUCAUCUGGGUCAGGUGCAGGGAGGGACAGGCAAAGUGCUGUAAUUCUGAGCCAUAGUCCAAGUGCCUUCAAUCUGUCCUCUAAGAAACUCUUCACUGUGAAUUACCUUGAUCAUCUGUCUUCAUUCCACGGGAGCAUCUCCGUGCUCAGUAGGUCUUAAGUCUCAGGAGUUUACACUUUUCAGGAGUGCCUUGUUUGGGGAUUUUAGAAGCUAAAGUCUCUGAAAUGUUUUUUUCUGCUCUUCAGUUUAAUUUUUUUAAUCUCCUUCUUUGGCUCUUGAUAGUGGUUCUUAAUUUGGCUCGUAGGAUUUUUUUGGAAGCCUUCCUUUGGUCCUGUAUGUGCUGGGAGAAAAUAGGUAACAACUGCAUGUUCCAGACCAUCUCUGAGUGCAGUCUUUGUGUUAGCUGGGGUGCAAAUCUCUUGAGUAUGUUCUGUUUUCCUUACUUUGGUUCAUGCAGUGAAAAUGAAGUUGGAAUGACACCUAGUGGCAAGCUGUGGUGUUGUCCAAACACAACCCUCUUCUAGCUACAUUCGCACUGUUUCUGGAUGAGAUGCUCUUACAAAGAGGAAUAGGGGGUUGGUUUGCUGGAUGAUGGUCUUGGACCUAGUCCUAGAUGUUCAUUAGCUGCCCUCUGUGGCACCUGAUCCCGAGGAACAGCAUUUCAGCCUCCAGAGGGAUGAGCAUGAGUCCACAAGCACCCGCUGGAAGGGAUGCAAGGCAUGUGCAGUCAACUCCCCCACUGUCGCCAGGAGAUGCUCACCAGCACCUGCCUUGGGGAGGCAUCUUGGGGGACACUGCAGGGAAGCAAAGCCUAAAGAUGCUGAGGCUGGAAUCAGUACAGAAUCCUGGAAUGAUUUAGGUUGAAAAGGACCUUAAAGCUCAUCUCAUUCCAACCCCCUGCCAUGGGCAGGGCCGCUGGACCAGGUUACUCCAAACCCCAUCCAACCUGGCCUUGAAUGCUUCCAGGGAUGGGGCACCCAAAGCCUCUCUGGGCAGUAAGUUUGGGACUUUCUCCCAUCUUGAGACACGGUGGAGCAGCUGAGGGUGUUACUUCUCAGAGUGUUCUGUUUCAGGGAAAUGCAGUUUUAAGAAGUAAAGGGAAUUAGGGUUGUUUGCCUUUUGGAACUUAGCAGUACUGUGUAAAACAAUCCCAUCCUUUUGUCCUGGGAGUUUGGCUGCUCUCUUUGGGGAGAGAAUUACAGCUUCAAAGAAUAUUGAUUCCUUGAUUUAUUUUUUUUUUUUGAGAGUUAUUGGAAAAGAAUGUGAAAAGGUCUUCCAGAAAUAGUGUUAGGGGCUCUACAGAUUCACAUCCAGAUUUUUGAGUGCAUAGUGGAUUUUUCUAUGCUUUUUGCUAAAACAGCAAUUACUGGUCCAUGUUUGAUUUGCUUCUCACCCUUCUCAGGCUUCUAAAAAAUUUCACAUGUCAACCCAGUGGUUGAAACCCCCCUUUCCUUCAAUGCAGAAGAAGUCUGUGCUAUUUAACACUGAGAUUGUGAUAGCAUCCAGAUGCUCCUGCCUCUUCCUGGUCUGCAUUGUUCUUGGAAGAGUACAGCCCUGCAUGAGGGAAAGCUUUAGAGCCUUGUGAGGAGCUUAAGCCCAGACAAAAGGGCUCAGACCUGCUGGCUUCAGUAGCAAUGUGGAAACCAGCUGCAGUGCAGGGCCUGUGUUACGUGUUUGUUUUGGAUGUGAUAAACCCUCAGACUCUUCACUCCUUUGGAAUCUGGAUAUUUUCUUCUUUUAGGUCAGAUUUUUCUGUCCUGAUAAUUUACAUUCUUUCUUAGACCCUGCUCUAUUUCUCAGUCCUGUUUUCUACCCAAGUGUUUGGCUAAUAGAGUCAGCUUUUAUCUAAUGCACAAACUGGAAUAGGGAUGAUGGUUCACUCUGCUACUGGGCAGCAGCUCUGGGUUUGGCUCUGCAGGAGCUGUGGUGAGUCUGGGGCAAGGUAGAAGCAUCCAUGGGAGAAGGCUCCCUUUGAGGACUUGCAGUGCAGGCUCAACUCAAUAUGAUCUUGUACCACGUAGGGCAACUAGUGUGUGGCUGUUACAGGCCUCUUGUGGUGCUGUGUGGGGCCAUGUUCUUAAUUUAAGUGAUGAUAUUAAAGAUUUGGAAGGUUUGAGGUGGCAUAAAUUAAAAAUCUCAAUUGUUUGACUUAAUUUUUUUUUCUAAAUGAUGCAGAGCAGCACAGAGAUGAGCUUUUUGGGAGGAGGAGUUGCAAACUUCUCUGGCAGCAGUGUGAGCCCUGGGACUUGCAGGGAGGGUGGUUUGUCCCAGCCUCUCACCCACUCGGCUUCCUCCUGGAAAAUACCACACAGUGCCUGCACCACUCGGUGCCACAGACCCAGCUCUGAGUUGCCUUCACCACUCCUGGGAGGGUUAUGGUGCUUUCUUUGACCACUCAGUCUCCUCUUUCAUCCUGCAUUAAGAACGCAGCUCUUGGGUGCUCCGGAGGCAGGUGCCAGCUGUGCCUUACUGUGCAGGAACCUUCCCAAAGGAAUAAAUGUGAAGCAGCAGGGAUGCAAUGGCGCCCUCGGUGUCCUGAGAGCAGAGGGAGCUCUGCCUGGGGACAGUUGUUCCUUCUCCCCUGUCCUCCCCUGCCUGGUAAUGCUGUAGGUCCCUCCUGUGUGACGGGCAAGCGUCUCGCUGCUGUUACAGGUGUCGUUGCACUGUUUGUCUGCUGAAUGUGGAAGAGAUCCUGGAACAGCUCCACGGCCCCAGCGAGGUGUGUUACAAACCAGCAGCUCCUGCCUGGACGCUCAGAUGCCUCAAGUUUUCCUGUUGCCUUUCACUACGGAAAGACACCUCCCGGGAAGCUCUCGGGAUCGGAGAUCUUCCGGCACUUGAUGUUAUUUUUGGUUGCCCAGUUUCCGGUGCUGGGUUGGAAUUGUUUGGAAGUAACUCCGGUCGUAUCCAGUCAGUCUCCUCAUGGGACUGUUUUGAGAAGUGUCCCGUUCUGUGACUUGCCUUUUGAGUCCUGGCUUUACUCUAGGGACUGUCGCGUUGGAUGAGAUUGGAAUCAUUGUAAUUAGUCCAUAAUGUUACAAUUAGAGUGUACAGAAUUAUUUAUUUGGUGUACUCAGUUUCCUAAAACAUGUCCAUGUAUUCUGUGUA
Molecule: messenger RNA, 8223 nt
Organism: Chiroxiphia lanceolata (lance-tailed manakin)
Lineage: Eukaryota; Metazoa; Chordata; Aves; Passeriformes; Pipridae
Gene: PSKH1
Product: protein serine kinase H1
Exons: 4
Coding region: 523-1779 (418 amino acids)
Biological process (GO): protein phosphorylation
Molecular function (GO): ATP binding; protein kinase activity
Source: RefSeq, a predicted model, not a curated record